This is a messenger RNA of Hemisphaericaspora subhashii, 2214 nucleotides long. RefSeq lists its product as uncharacterized. Bases 1 to 2214 code for a protein of 737 amino acids. The transcript has a single exon. Lineage: Eukaryota; Fungi; Ascomycota; Pichiomycetes; Serinales; Debaryomycetaceae. Gene Ontology annotation, molecular function: protein binding. Gene Ontology annotation, cellular component: cytoplasm. The record is from RefSeq and is a predicted model, not a curated record.
AUGACAGAUAUUUCUAUAUCAUUAGAAAUGACUCCACCAACUCAAGAACCAUUCCCGAAUAUCGACAUUAAAAAGAAUGCUGCAUCCACAACAAACUAUACGAAGAACUCACAGUCUAGAAAUAGUACCAGCAAAAGCAGCAAUCAUACAAGACACAGUAGCGGAGACAAUGGAGUAUCCAAGGGGAGAAAACGAUCCAAUUCACAAUCUCAAGUAGUGCCGGCACCCCCUAAACCACCAUUAUCAUCAGCUUCAAGCGCUGCUUCAAAACAUCAUUAUGGUCGUUCUAAUCAUCAAUCACAACAUACGCGAACACCUCAAAUUUUAACAAGAAAAAGAAAUCAAGCUCAAUAUUAUGUAUCAUUAUUACCAUUGAAUGAUACAUUUAUUAAGAAACAUCUUCCAGUAGCAACAUAUCCCGAAACUACUAAAUUGGGUAGACCUACAGGAACUAAACAUAAGCCAGAUGUAACUAAUGGAUAUUUUGAUUCUCGUGUGUUGAGUCGUAAUCAUGCACAAAUAUAUAUAGAACCUUCAAGUGGGAAAUUAAUGUUACAAGAUUUAGGUUCAUCCAAUGGUACUUAUUUAAAUGAUGUUCGAUUGGGUACUGAUCCAGUAGAGAUUCAGAUUGGAGAUAUUGUAUGUCUUGGUUUUAAUGUUCAAGCAGAAUCUACUCAUAAACAAAUUAGUCUAAAGAUUGAAAAUAUCAAUGUCAUUUCAAACACAGGUGUAGAAUCCGCAUUGUUUGGUUCAAUAGAGGAAUUGGAUGCUUCGAAGUAUAAACAUCUUUCCUUUGUGGAAGAUAUAUAUCGUCAAAUUAUCGAGAGUGAAUCGUCGGCAACCACCAAUAAUAAUAAACCUGAGAUUGUUGAUCAGGCAAUAAUACCCAAUUGCAGUCUUGAUUCUGCUUUAUUUGGAGACAUAAAUCCUAAUUUGGAAGAUAAUUUAUUGGGUCUUUAUUCACAAACGAAUUCCGGGAUUUAUAAUAAUUCUCAAAUAACAAAUUCCACAGCAUUAGAAAAUGUAAUCAGUGUACUUGUGCUUAAUUUAUCUCGUGUCAAACAACAAAAUUCAUCAUUAAACACCCUUGAUAAAUUCUUUACUAAUUAUCGGACGCAAUUGAAUGAAAUGAAUCGGAAAUUCUUAGAUGACGAAUUUAAAACCCAUUUAACUUCCGUGCUGGACGAAUUAAAACGUCAAACAUCAGCCUAUGAAUCCAUGGCUGAAAAGGCCCGGAUCCAAGAAAUAGAAUCAGAAGAAAAGCUAACUAUGGUAAGAAAAGAACGGCAGAGUUGUGAAGCUGAACUAGAUGUAAUGACUCGAAUUGUUAGUGAAUAUAAACAACAGGAAAUUGAAUAUAGGGCUAAUUAUCAAGAUUCAUUACUUAAAAUCAAAGUGUUGGAAAACGAAAGAGAUUCUUUACAGGCUACAAUUACAGAAUUAAAGAAGAAUCAAGAGCGGAGGGAACAAGAUCAAGAACAAGAACGAUUGAAUGGAUCUAAGGGGUAUGAAAGUAAGGAAGAUACAAUUGAGUUAGAAGGUGAAGAAGAAGAAGAAGAGGAUAAUUCAAAGGAGAAUUUAGCCGAAGUUGAAGAGAUAAAGGUAGAAAAUCAAGCCCAUGAAGAAGAACAUAUGAAUGAAAUAACUGAAGAAAUUGGGGGAUCGGUAGGAAAUCUUGCCGAAAUUGAAGAUGUGUCCAAUGCGAUUAAUGGUUUCAUAAUGGAUCUUUCAAGAACCCCAUCUGUUCGAGAAUAUGAUUCUACUCAUGGCGGAUCACGUAAAAGUUCAAUAGAAUUAACGCCUCCGGUGUCUGACUCAGAGGAAGAAGAGGAAGAAUAUGAAGCUAGAGAAAAAGAAAUUACCAGGAAUAACGAUAAACCGGAAAUUCCUGAUCCACUUACACCCGAAGAAGAAGGAGAAGAAGACGAAGAAGCUGGCUUUUCCCAAGAACAACUGGAAUCAAUCCUUCGUAAACGACUACAAUCUGCUUCACUUAAAGAUCAUAUGGAUAUUGAAAAGUUUCAACCUCCAAUAGAUAUUGAACCAUUCCCAACAGUGAGUGAAAGUAGUAAGGAUAAUUCAAAUUUAAAUAAACAUAGGAAUUCAAUCAAAGCUAAAUUUCUUCAAGGACGUGAUUUUCAGAAUGUUCAUGCUAUUGCUUUUGCUAUGUCUGGUUUCUUGGUUGGAUAUUUUCUACAACGAGCAACCGGGUAA